UUUUGCCCUCACGAGGCUGCGCUGCCCGUAUCUAUAGGGAAAUUUCAUAUCCCCUCGUGACCCGCGCUUCCUCUUUGUGUCAUGUGACCCGCGCUUCCAGAACUGCUCAGUGACAGCAUCCUGACGAGUUUGAAUGCGGCGGUGGUGACCCCAAGGUCCGGAAAUCGGAAUAAACCUGUGAUGACGUCGGCAGUGGAGCUCACGGAUGAUCUAGUCAAAGAAUAUCUCGCCUUCAGGGGAUUCACCAACACUUUAAAGUACUUUGAGGCCGACAUCAAAGCAGACAAAGAUAAAGGAUUCCGUGUGGAUAGGAUCGUCGAGCAGCUACUGCAGUUUGUUCAGAGCUAUGACCUGAAUGGGCUAGUAGAGUACUGGGCCUACAUGGAGCGUCGGCUCUUUAGCCGACUGGAAGACGUUUAUAGGCCAACUAUCAACAAACUGAAAACCAGCCUUUUCCGCUAUUACCUUGUCUACACCAUACAGAGCAGUCGAACAGAUAAAGCCCACGAGUUCUUCCAGAAACAGGCGACUGAACUGCAGAACCAGGCGGAAUGGAAGGAGUGGUUUGCUCUCCCCUUUCUUCCUGCUCCCGACUCCAACCGCACCUUCUCGACGUAUUUCUCGCGCCAGUGGGCGGACACCUUCACCGUGUCUUUGCACAAUUUCCUUAGCGUUCUCUUCCAGUGUAUGCCCGUCCCAAAAAUUCUCACCUUUCAGUCUGAUUACCAGAAGAUCGCCUUCUUGCAGGAAGAGAAUGAAGUCAUGCGGCAGAAGCUUUUUGCUCUGCAAGCGGAGACCUACCGAUCACGAAAAGAUGGGCCGUCUGAGCCCUUGGUGCAUCACAAGUUGCCUCACUACGUCUCCAACAUGGACAGACUGGGGGAUUCCGAGCUGUGCAGUAAUACAAUAUCAAGUAACAGUAAUGCCAGCAUGAAUACCCCGUCGCAAAGGAGCUCCGGCUUCCUCUCAUCUCUACUCACGCAGAACAAAAAACCCCCACCUUCCAAAUCAUCUCCGGCUUCGGUGUCCUCCCCAACACAGACUGGGGGCUCUGUGCCACUGAAGAAGGAAACUGCCAUUAGCCAGGCUCAGAAGGCAAAAGAACUUGUUGGGGGAACUAAAGAAGUCAGAAGCAGCCCCAAUGUUCUCGGGGUUCCCGGCACAGAUGCGACCGUGGUUCAACAGAGGCAGAAACGUCAGCAAGAGAGGAGGGAACUUCUGUCUAAAACAGCAUCACAGAGCACCGAAAAGAAGACAGAGAGUUUAGACCUUGAUCCGGAUUCGCGUUCGGAUGCACAAAAUGAGCCGGUGGAUUCAGCGAGCAGAGGUUCUGGGGGAAGCAGCGCAAGGAAAGAGGAGAAAUCGUCACAACCAUUCAUUGUGCUGAGCCAGGACGAGUAUGCGGAGCACCAUUCCUCCAUCAUGCACUGCAGGGUCGACUGCUCGGGGCGCCGGGUGGCUAGUCUGGAUGUUGACGGGGUGAUUAAAAUCUGGUCUAUUGAUGGCAUCAUGCAGACAAAAGCUUCCGCCAUCUCCAAAUCGGCUCUGCUCUCCCUGGAAUGGGCGACAAAGAGAGACAGACUGCUGCUGCUCGGAAGUGAAGUCGGCACCGUGCGUCUCUAUGACACAGAAGCGAAGAAAAACCUUUGUGAGAUCGGGAUAGUAGAGGACAUGCCCAGGAUCCUGUCCCUUGCUUGUAGUCCAAGUGGUGCUUCCUUCGUGUGCUCAGCUGCUUCGGCGACCUCCCCGAGCCAAACGGACCCAACAUAUUACAGCUAUGGGGAGAAUGGAAGCAACCAGGUACCAGGAAAACUGCUGCUCUGGGACACAAAGACAAUGAAGCAACAGCUACAAUUCUCUCUGGAGCCUGUGCCUAUAGCGGUGAACUGUACAGCUUUCAACCACAAUGGCAACUUGCUGGUGACGGGGGCCGCCGAUGGCUUUAUCCGGCUUUUUGACAUGCAGCAGCACCAAUGUGCAUUGAGCUGGAAGGCCCACAUGGGAGAGGUCUACUCUGUUGACUUCAGUUACGAUGAAAAUGCAGUGUACAGCAUUGGGGAGGAUGGAAAGUUCAUUCAGUGGGAUAUUCACAAAAGCGGUCAGAAAGUGUCCGAGUACUCGCUGCCCCCUGAUGCCACCGGCCCCUUUAUGCUGUCUGGAUACAGCGGCUACAAGCAGGUCCAGUUUCCCAGAGGGAGGCUCUUUGCCUUUGACUCCGAAGGGAAAUACAUGCUGACCUGUUCCAACACCGGAGGAGUCAUCUAUAAGUUGAACAGUGAUGGGAGCACCCUAGAAAACUGCUUGUCUCUUGGGGGCCACAGAGCACCGGUGGUUACGGUAGACUGGAGUACAGCUGUGGAAUGUGGAACCUGCCUUACGGCCUCAAUGGAUGGAAAGAUCAGACUGACCACCCUCUUGGCUCAGAAGUCUUAAUCCCACGUCUCUUAUCCUGUCUCCCGCUGUCCUGUUAAAGGGAUACUGUCAUGUCAUGUUUUUUUUUUUUCUGCUCCAGCUGGAUUCUGCACUGAAAUCUAUUUCUCAAAAGAGCAAACAGAUUUUUUUAUAUU
Messenger RNA from Xenopus laevis (African clawed frog), 2567 nucleotides. RefSeq names its product WD repeat domain 91 L homeolog (gene wdr91.L). Lineage: Eukaryota; Metazoa; Chordata; Amphibia; Anura; Pipidae. The transcript has 16 exons. The record is from RefSeq and is a predicted model, not a curated record. Bases 181 to 2433 code for a protein of 750 amino acids.